AGAGGCGGAAGUGCCGCGGGGCCGCCUUCUCUGUCCCGGCUGCGGCCCCUGCCGGUUACAUAACCCGUCGCAGGGGAGACCCCGCAGUCCCACGUCCGGCUUCCCGGCUCCCCCAGGAUGCGCUGAGCCCGCGACGCCGUCCGCUGCCGCCGGCUCCCGUCCGAGGUGUGAAUGACAGAGGUGGUACCCUCCAGCGCCCUCAGCGAGGUCAGUCUGCGCCUCCUGUGCCACGAUGACAUAGACACUGUGAAGCAGCUGUGUGGCGACUGGUUCCCCAUUGAGUACCCAGACUCAUGGUAUCGUGACAUCACAUCCAACAAGAAGUUCUUCUCCCUUGCUGCAACCUACAGAGGCGCCAUUGUGGGAAUGAUAGUAGCAGAAAUAAAGAAUAGGACCAAAAUACAUAAAGAGGAUGGAGAUAUUCUAGCCUCCAGCUUCUCUGUGGACACACAAGUUGCAUACAUUUUAAGUCUUGGAGUGGUGAAAGAAUUCAGAAAACACGGCAUAGGUUCCCUUUUACUAGAAAGUUUAAAGGAUCAUAUUUCAACCACCGCCCAGGACCACUGCAAAGCCAUCUACCUGCAUGUUCUCACCACCAACAAUACAGCAAUAAACUUCUAUGAAAACAGAGACUUUAGGCAGCAUCACUAUCUGCCCUAUUACUACUCCAUCCGAGGGGUCCUCAAAGAUGGCUUCACCUAUGUCCUCUACAUCAAUGGCGGCCACCCUCCCUGGACCAUCUUAGACUACAUCCAGCACCUGGGCUCCGCACUGGCCAACCUGAGCCCCUGCUCCAUCCCACACAGGAUCUACCGCCAGGCCCACAGCCUGCUCUGCAGCUUUCUGCCAUGGUCCAGCAUCUCCACCAAAGGUGGCAUUGAGUACAGCCGUACCAUGUAAUGCCGUUGGGUCAGCCUCCACCAGUCCCCUGUCCUCAGCACUCUGUGGAGCCUGUUUUCCCGUCUGACUGACUUCUGCUAUCCUUUGUGAGGAGCGGGUGGCCACCUGCCAGCCCAUCAGCCUGCCCCCACUGCAGGCCCGGUGCUAUGCUGGCUCAGGAGCAGAGUGUAUGCCUAGUCGGUCAUCAACAGUGCUGUCACCAGUGCAUCUCUGUGUGACAUGCUCAAGCCCUGCAUGGGCUCCCUGUGCUGACAGCUUGUAACUGAAGAGAAGAUUCUGCUUGGAGGCAGCCAUUUUGGUUGCCGAGAGCUGGAAUCCCAGGCCAAGAGAACAGAAUUGCAGAGCUGGAAGAGGCUCGGGUGCUGCAGAGCCAUGCUGUUGACCAUCCACAUAGAGGCUUGAUAAACACUCAGGCUCUCCUUCCUGCUUCUGGAAACCUCUCCCACCUGGAACCCUUGUCCUGCUUUUAUGCACUGGCACCACCCAAUGGCCUGGCAGGUGUGGGGAAGGGCUUUCAGGCCUCUCCUCUGCCUCCUAACUCCUUCAGCUCUUUCCUACAAGAUGGACUGAACUUGGCUGAAAAAAUGUGGAUACCUUUGACCCUGAAGACACAGGAACCUUAGAAUAAAGAGGCACAGCAAAGAGAAUGUCAGGUUUUUGUAUAGGAAUGCCCUAAGGAAGCUUAGACAGUGGAAGCCGCUCUACCUCCUCCACGAAAGGCUGGCUGGAGACUGGGGACAGGGGCUGCCCCUGCGAGAGAACGGAAGGCUUCAAGAAUCAGCCCUCUCCAUAGACAGUUCCCUGUUGCUCAGUGGCUUCCUACUGUCCAGAAGGACCAUCCUGCCUGUUGAACCUGGCAUGCUCCGCAUAGCUGACCUCCACUGGGAGCUGAGCCAAGGACAGGUAGCUAUUGGCUUCUGGGUGCCUUCCCUGCUCAUCCUAGAAGCUGAAACUUCAAGGCCUGGCCAAAUGCAGACAGGAGGAGGCUGAGCUCUACAUUGGGCAUUGCUGCUGCUGUGGACCCUUGGGACCCGGCCUUGGGAGCAGAGGGCAGUUGGUGCCUGUGGUCCUUCAGCCUGUAAGGCAGAGGCUCUGUCAGUACCAUGAAUUGUGCUUGUAGCAUACAUCUCAAGUUUCCAGCAUCCCUUCUCUUGUGCCCCCAAAUGUGUAUUGUCAAUGGUCCUGCCCAGGAUUGCUGCAGUGUUACAGGAGCCCUUGCAGGGUGUCCUCAGAGCCACUCACUGUGCCAGACUGAGGAAGAACGCUUCAUUGACAGGCCUCAUUUCCGAGUGCUUCCCUCCCUCAGCAUCUCCUGGCUCAGGGCUCUCAGGCUUUAGAGCCACCAAGGCUGCCUGGCCUCAGAGAGGAAAGGGUCCUCACAAAGGAAGGCCAAGGCAGGAAAAGUAUCCCUUUUCCUCAGCAGAACUGGCCAGUAGGUGGCCAGUGUCCUGAGUGGAUUCAGUUGUGUGUGGAGGCCCCAGCCCCGCUUCCCCUCCCUUUUCAGUUAGUGGUGAUCAUGUGAUUUUCAUUUCUGCCCUGUGUGGUCAAGGAAGAGUCUUCCAGAAGGUUCUGACUUGGACAUUCAUAAAUCCAACUCAAAGGCCUCAAUGUGUGUCCCCCCCCCCCCCGUUCUGUAAUUACUGCAGUGCCCAGCCCAGUGUUGAACAAAUUGUAGUGUGUAGUCUCAUUACAAGCAAAUAAAUCCUUUCACUAGUCUCA
Messenger RNA from Meriones unguiculatus (Mongolian gerbil), 2619 nucleotides. RefSeq names its product N-alpha-acetyltransferase 60, NatF catalytic subunit (gene Naa60). Gene Ontology annotation, cellular component: Golgi membrane. The coding region runs from base 172 to 900 and encodes 242 amino acids. Gene Ontology annotation, molecular function: protein-N-terminal amino-acid acetyltransferase activity; histone acetyltransferase activity. NCBI's taxonomy places the organism in Eukaryota, Metazoa, Chordata, Mammalia, Rodentia, Muridae. The transcript is spliced from 8 exons. The record is from RefSeq and is a predicted model, not a curated record. Gene Ontology annotation, biological process: N-terminal peptidyl-methionine acetylation.